AUGGAUCCAAGCUGGCAGCAAUCAUAUCCUGACUCGACAGGCGCCCCGCGACGACACAAUGGCGGCACCCAAAUGCCGCGAGACUUCGCCGGACAGCCACCACCACCAGGUGCAUCAGCCUUCGGCUAUGCCCACGGCCAGUACCAAGGCGGUGCUCCUGUCCACGGCAUCAACCCUGCCGCAUCUGUAUCAAUGGGAACGACUUCUGUCAUCCGCGACGGCAACGGCGACAUUCCCAUGCAUGAUGCCCACGACGCCCAUGCUGGUGUGAAGUAUCCCGUGAGAUCCCAUCACCAGUCUCACCUGACUGGCGGUCGACCAGCGAAUCCCCACUCAUCGCAUGAGCAGCAACCGUCUUCGGCAGCUCAGCGGUUCUCACCUAUGGACACCUUGUCGCCUACCUCUCCCUAUACCCCGACAACUAGUCAAUUUUCGAACCCGCCACCUCAGGCCCGUUCCCCAACCGGUCAGGGUGACAAUCCAUACUAUGCCGGGCGUCAGUGUGACCAGAAAAUGCCGGCUAUUGCGCCCUUCGCACCCUCACAUGAUGGCUAUAUUUCAUCUGCCAUUUCGAAUCUGGAUAGCAGCCUCGCAAAUGAUCCCAAGUCCCCUCGACGUCAGAACUUGCCCACGUUAACACCAGUACCAGAAUUCAGGAGGCCGCUACAAGCGUUGACGUGCCAUCUACCUGCGACAUAUCGCAUUUGCAACCCGAGCUUCAAGUACGAGACGUCUCGAAAUCCCCGCCGAGUAUUGACAAAACCCAGCAAAGGGGUCAAGAACGAUGGCUACGACAACGAGGAUAGUGACUAUAUCCUCUAUGUGAAUGAUAUUCUGGGAUCGGAAGAAGCGGGCCACAAGAACCGCUAUCUCAUACUCGAUGUGCUCGGGCAGGGCACUUUCGGCCAAGUUGUCAAAUGCCAAAACCUCAAGACACAGGAAGUAGUUGCGGUUAAAGUUAUCAAGAACCGCACCGCAUAUUUUAACCAGAGCAUGAUGGAGGUUUCCGUCCUCGAUCUGCUCAACACCAAGCUCGACAAAAAUGACGACCACCAUCUGUUGCGCCUCAAGGACACCUUCAUUCAUCGCCAACAUCUCUGCCUUGUAUUUGAACUUCUCAGUGUCAAUCUCUAUGAGCUUAUCAAACAGAACCAGUUUCGUGGGCUCAGUACCACCCUCGUCCGAGUGUUCGCUCAGCAGCUGCUCAACGGGCUUGCCCUUCUCAACAAGGCUCGACUGAUACACUGCGACUUGAAGCCCGAGAACAUUCUGUUGAAGAAUUUAGAGAGCCCGAUUAUCAAAAUCAUCGAUUUCGGCUCGGCCUGCGAUGAGCGCCAGACUGUCUACACCUACAUUCAAUCACGAUUUUACCGCUCACCCGAAGUGUUACUUGGUCUUCCAUACUCCUCUGCUAUUGACAUGUGGUCAUUGGGCUGCAUCGUUGUCGAACUGUUCCUUGGGCUACCUCUUUUUCCUGGGUCGUCCGAGUAUAACCAAGUGUCUCGCAUUGUGGAAAUGCUAGGCAAUCCACAGAACUGGAUGAUCGAGAUGGGCAAACAGGCCGGAGAGUUCUUUGAGAAGAGCCAGGACGAAUUCGGCCGGCGAACGUAUCAUAUCAAGGGCAUGGAACAGUAUGCCCGGGAACACAACACCAAGGAACAGCCCAGCAAAAAGUAUUUCCAAGCUAGCACCUUGCCAGAGAUUAUCAAGUCGUAUCCCAUGCCCCGAAAAAACAUGAAACAGAGCGAGGUUGAUCGAGAAAUGAAUAAUCGGAUUGCCUUCAUUGACUUCGUUCGAGGCUUGCUCACCAUCAAUCCGCUGGAAAGAUGGUCUCCUCAGCAAGCGAAGCUUCAUCCCUUCAUUACCCAGCAGAAGUACACUGGGCCUUUCGUCCCCCCGAUGAACCUCAAGUCAAGCUCUCUGAACCGAUCGCCAGCGCCGGGCACGCAGCAGCAGCAGCAGGCCGAAGCCCUAAGCAAGCAGCGAGCCCAGGUGGCACAGGCUCAAGCAAACUCUGCGGCUCAAGGCGCGUACGUCAAUAUGACAUCUGGGCAGUACCCUCAUUCUGGACACCCACCGAACCCAGUGUACGGAAACAAUGCCGCGUACAAUGCCGCGCUGAAUCAUGGGACCAUGGCCCCUCCCUAUGGAUCCCAGGCCAGUCAGUAUGGGCAAAUGGUCCUGCACCCACAGCAACCGAUGCCUGCAGGGCAGUAUGGAGCCUCUCAACAGAACGUGUACCAACCAGGUGGCACGCGAUCGAACAGGCAGAGGGCUUCGACCAUGGAACAACAACAAAGCGGCAUCCCCGCCGCUAUACAACGUGUAGCCAGCCAUCUUGAUCCCAACCAGCCUAUUCGACUGCAGCCGAGCCCAGCGUAUUAUCCACCUUCGGGCGAUGGCAUACCAGGUGUCGGCAACACCCCUGGUCGGGCUGGUAGACGAGGAAGUAGGGCUCAGCAAGGCGGCCGAGGGGACCGAGACUUCAUUCGAAACCUCGAGGAGAGAACACUCGAAGAGGGCUUCAUGGGCAAUCAGAACCCUUGGCAUUGA
Molecule: messenger RNA, 2553 nt
Organism: Drechmeria coniospora
Lineage: Eukaryota; Fungi; Ascomycota; Sordariomycetes; Hypocreales; Ophiocordycipitaceae
Product: kinase domain containing protein
Exons: 5
Coding region: 1-2553 (850 amino acids)
Biological process (GO): peptidyl-serine phosphorylation; peptidyl-threonine phosphorylation
Cellular component (GO): nucleus; cytoplasm
Molecular function (GO): protein tyrosine kinase activity; ATP binding; protein serine/threonine kinase activity
Source: RefSeq, a predicted model, not a curated record